This is a messenger RNA of Psammomys obesus (fat sand rat), 2245 nucleotides long. It is a transcript of the gene Zcchc4, whose product is annotated as zinc finger CCHC-type containing 4. Gene Ontology annotation, cellular component: nucleolus; cytoplasm. Gene Ontology annotation, molecular function: rRNA (adenine-N6-)-methyltransferase activity; zinc ion binding; nucleic acid binding. The transcript has 14 exons. Gene Ontology annotation, biological process: rRNA methylation. NCBI's taxonomy places the organism in Eukaryota, Metazoa, Chordata, Mammalia, Rodentia, Muridae. The record is from RefSeq and is a predicted model, not a curated record. Bases 1 to 1515 code for a protein of 504 amino acids.
AUGGCGGCGCCCAUGGACUGUCUUGAGUCAAUAGAGGAUGAAGGCUGCGCGGGGCGCAGGGCGUCCGGGGUGGAGGUGGCGCUUCCCUCGGACCCCGCGGCUCCCGCCCCGCUGUGCCCACAUGGGCCCACUCUUCUCUUUGUAAAAGUGAGCCAAGGGAAGGAAGAAACUCGGAAGUUUUAUGCCUGCUCAGCCUGUAGAGAUAGAAAAGACUGUAAUUUUUUUCAAUGGGAAGAUGAAAAGUUGUCAGAAGCGAGACUUGCGGCCCGAGAGGCUCAUAACCAAAGAUGCCAGCCUCCUCUAUCUCGAACACAAUGCAUAGAAAGGUACCUAAGUUUCAUUCAGUUGCCCUUGACUCAAAGAAAGUUCUGUCAAAGUUGCCAACAAUUGCUGUUACCUGUGGAUUGGAGGGAGCACGGUGAGCAUCAGCUGUCAGCUGGCAUUUCCAUCACCCAGCUCAGAAGGCCCAGUCAGCUCCUCUACCCCCUGGAGAACAAGAAGACGCACGCCCAGUACCUGUUUGCUGACAGGAGCUGCCAGUUUCUGGCAGGCCUCCUUGCUGCCCUGGGAUUCAGAAGAGUACUGUGUGUUGGAACACCGAGGCUCCAUGAGCAGAUCAGGCUGACAGCACCAGGUGAGAAGUCCAACAUGAAAAGCCUUUUAUUGGAUAUUGAUUUUCGAUAUUCACAGUUUUACCUGGAAGAAGGCUUUUGCCACUAUAACAUGUUCAACCAUCAUUUCUUUGAUGGAAAGGCUGCCCUUGAAGUAUGCAAGGCAUUCUUACAGGAAGAGGAAGGUGAAGGAGUGAUUAUGGUGACAGACCCUCCUUUUGGUGGCUUGGUUGAACCUCUUGCCAUUACAUUCAAGAAGUUAAUUGCUAUGUGGAAAGAAGGUCAAAGCAAAGAUGACAGUCACAAAGAACUGCCCAUUUUCUGGAUUUUCCCCUAUUUUUUUGAGCAACGGAUUUGUCAGUUUUUCCCAAGCUUCCGCAUGCUGGAUUACCAGGUAACAUAUAUUCACAGGAUUUUGAAGUUGGAAAGAGACGCAGAGGUAGAUUAUGAUAAUCACGCACUUUACAAACAUGGAAAGACAGGUCGAAAACAGUCUCCUGUGCGGAUUUUCACCAACGUCCCAGCCAACAAAAUAAUCCUUCCUCCAGAAGAAGGGUACAGAUUUUGCUCCCUUUGUCAGAGAUAUGUUUCUCUUGAGAAUCAGCACUGCGCGCAUUGUAAUUCUUGCACAUCCAAGGACGGCAGGAAAUGGAGCCAUUGCUUUCUCUGCAAUAAGUGUGUGAAGCCGUCCUGGAUACACUGCAGCAGCUGCAAUUGCUGUGCACUCUCAGAUCAUUCCUGUUCCGGUCCUAAAGAUGGCUGCUUUAUUUGUGGUGCAUCGGAUCACAAACGCAGCAAUUGUCCGCACAUCGGCACCUCUAGGAGAGCUAACAAAGCUGUCAGAAAGCAGAAGCAAAGAAAAAGUAAUAAGAUAAGAACGGAGCCACUAAAGGACAAUCCAUGAAUCACACAUCUGCUCCAAGAAGAAAGAAGAGGAGGGAAAAGGCCCAUCAAUAUCCUCGCUCUUAAAUGUCCAGUGACUUGAGAAUAAGGAAGAUUUAUAGUCCAACCUUUGAUGCCAUUUUCUUCAAGUGCCACACUGGACUUAAAUCCAGAUGCUUUCAAAGGUGUGCCUCCUCCGAAGCCCGGCAACAGGCAGGUGGCAUUUGCUGGCUGAGUCCCUUCAGCUGCCCUGCAGACCCUGGAGCCUUCUGUUCUGUCUGUAUGCUUUUUCACUCUUUAAAUCCCUACCGGUCUUUAUUUUGGCUUCUUUUAUCUGAAAAAUGGGUGUACAGCAUGCAUUGGCAUACAAUACCAGACAGAAAUGCAAACGAAAAUCUGUAGUUUUCCUUACAUCGAGCUUUUGUUUUAAUUUAGAUAUGAGACAAUUUUGUUAAAUGGCCAAGCAAUAUGGUAAGGUACAUUUGGCCAUGUUCCAUGGGCCUCAUGUACUCCAGGACUGCUAUGCAUGUGGCCCAACACAGAAUCAUGAGCACACUUCCAAUAGUAUGAGGUUUUUAUGUGACUUUUUUUCAUAGCUUGAUUGCACAGUCCUUGAGUGGACUUGACAGCUGAUGUCAUGUUGCAAUGUCAGAAGGUUAGAUGCUCCCAGAUACUUUUAACAAAAAGUGUGAUACAUAGUUAUUUAUAGAUUGGAUCUGAAGAUGACGGGGAAAUUGUUAUUGAAGCGCUGU